AUGAUCCUCAUGCCACCAGACGGAUUCAGGUUUGCUGCUGCUGCUGCCAAGUUUGCUGCGGUCCUCUCCAGGGUCUUGGUACCUCAGCCGCCGCGCAAGCCAGAAGCAGCAGCAGCAGCAGCAGACACGCGGUCAGACGAGGGCGAUCAGGUCCCCCCCACUCCUGCUGCUGCUGCUGCUGCUGUUGCUGCUGCAGACAGCAGUGAAGAAGCGCGGGGGCAUUUGAGGCUUGCAGAUAGCACUCAUGAUUCUGCAAACUCCUCAGCAGCAGCAGAAGCAACAGCAGCAGCAGGAACAGGCACAGCAGCAACAGCUGCAACAGCAGCAACAGCAGCAGCUGCAGAAGAACCAGCAGCACCAGCAGCUACAACGGCAGCAACAGAAGCAGCACCAUUGCCAUCGCUGGCAACUCCACUGGAAGCAGCAGCAGCGAUAAGGUCAGCAAGAGCAGCAGCAGAUGUAACAGCAGCAGCAGCAGCAGCAGCAGCAGCGAAUGGAGGCAAGUGGGGCCCAAAAGACGAUGAGGCCUUUGCCCAGCUGCGCCGCGCUGUAAUUCAGGUGCUGAGAACAGCAGCAACUCAUUUGCUGCAGCCCAUAUUUAAUAACAAGCUCCCAGGUGCAGCAGCAGCAGCAACAGCUGUGCCUUCGGAGGCAGCUGCAGCAGCAAGGUCCGCUGCAGCGUCAGCAGCAGCAGCAGCAGCAGCAGCGCCUGCAGCAGCAGCAAGCGAAAGGGUUCCUGCUGCCAGCAGCGCAGGUGCUGCUUACCUGCAGGAGGCCCUCAGCAACGCCGUUGCUGCUCUUCGGGGAAAAGAGGAGAGUUUUAUGGAAUUGGAAAAAGAAAAUAAAUUAAAUUUAAAAAAAGAAAUUGAAUUGAAAUCAAAAACAGAAACUCUGGAAGCAGCAGAAGAACUCGAGCUGCUGCGCGUGCUGCUGCUCUUCGCCGCGCAGCCGCAGCUAGCCAACUUCCUUUGCUGCUGCAGCACAUUUUGCUGCCUCAUUUUCAGGUGUAUAGGCAGCUCUCCGGGCCCCACAGAGGCAGAGGCGAGCAGCAGCAAAGCCCUGCAGCAGGCAGGCGCAGCAGCAGAGCAGCAGCACCCCGCAGCAGCAGCAGCAGCAGCAGCGGCAGCAGCAGGAAGUGCCUUGAGCCCCACACACAUUUGGUGGACGCGCCAGGAGCUCGUGCUGCAGCUGCUGCUGCUGCUGCUGCAGCACUGCCCCUCGGGGCCCCGCGGGGGCCCCGAAGGGCGCCGUUUGCUGCUGCAGGGGCUGUCUCUUUGGCUGCAGCAGCUGCUGCUGCCAGCACCUUCGCUGCGGCAAAGAGCAGCAAGAAAUGAUUUAAUUUCGGUGCUGCUGCUGGCAGCAAACCGGCCUUUGCUGCUGCCCUUCUUCCCCCCCAGCGGCGUCCUUUGCCAGCUGCUGCGCUUUGCCACUUUUGGCGCUGCACUAGCUGCUUCAAAGCCUGCUGCUGCUGCUGCUGCUGCUGCUGCUGCUCCUGCUCCUGCUGUUGCGGACUGCCAGGGCGAGGCGCCGGGAUGCACCAGCAGCAGAAACAGCAGCAGCAGCUGCAACAGCAACAGCAGCACCAGCAACGACAGCAGCAGCAGCGGCAGCAGCGGCAAGACACUCCAGGCCCUCGCCGACUGUACAGACACCAGAAGACACGAGCUGUUUGCUGCUGCUCCGUGGAGGUUUUCAGCAAAUCAGCUGAAGGUGUUGUCUUCUACAGCACUUUGCUGCCUAGGAGAAGUGGCAGUGCUGUGUCCUGCUGCUGUUGUUGCUGCUGGGGGCGCUGCUGCGUUGCUGCGGGUUGCUGCAGCAGCUGCUGCUGCAGGAGACACAGACGCUUGUGCUGGGGCCCUGCAGCAGGGGCUAGCUCUGCUCUACCCCACAACAGCAGCAGCAGCAGCAGCAGCAGCAGACAGAAACAGCAACUGGGCACAAGCUCGUGAGGCGUUCAUCGAGGCAGGGGCUCUGCAGCAGCUGCUGACUCUGCUGCGGAAACUUAUGGAGCAGCAGCAGCAAAAGCAGCAGGAGCAACAACAGAAGCAGCAGCAGCAGCAGCAGCAAAAGCAGCAGCAGCUGCAGCAGCAGAAGCAGAAAAGAACAGCUGGACGCUAUGAUGAACCUCUUGCGGCUGCAAGACGCGGCAGCAACAGCAGCAGCAGCAGCAGCAACAACAGCAGCAGCCCUUGUGCUGAGUCGCAUUCGUCUUCAGGUGUCAGUACACCUGAAAUGAUUUGCUGCUGCAACGCCUGGCUGCUUCUGUCUCGUUUGUGUGAAGGAGACACAAAAGCUGCUGCUGCUGUUGCUGCUGCUGACGGUUUGCUGCUGCUGGCGAGCUGGCUGCAGCAGCAGCUGCCCCCGGGGGCUUCCUGCACAGCCGCAGCAGCAGCAACAGCAGCAGCAGCUGCUGCUGCUAAUGCUGCUGCCUCGCUCUUCAGCUGCGCUGCAGCAGCAGCAGUACGAGCUCUUGCUGCUUCCAGCGAGGAGGCAGCAGCAGCUUUUGCUGCUGCUGGCGGAAUGGCUGCACUUGCUGCAGCAAUAGCACACACUCCCCGCAGGCAUCUGCAGCCGGUAAGCCCCCAAAGACAGCUAGCUAGCUAG
Molecule: messenger RNA, 2604 nt
Organism: Eimeria tenella
Lineage: Eukaryota; Apicomplexa; Conoidasida; Eucoccidiorida; Eimeriidae
Exons: 5
Coding region: 1-2604 (867 amino acids)
Source: RefSeq, a predicted model, not a curated record